UUCCCGCCUUCAGAAGAGAAGCGACGCCAAGCCGGAGAAAGAAUGGGGUGGGAAGACGAAAUCGACGUCGACGAUUCCGAUCUCCCCUCCCUCCUCCUCCAACCUCCCGCUUUCCCCUCCUCUUCUUCCUCUAACCCAAGUCGCACCCCCUCGAUCCGUUCUCUCCGCCCUUGCUCCCAAUUCUCUUGCCCUUCCCAAACCCUCGCCUCCAAUUCUCCUCCUCCUCCUCCUCCUCCCUCCCCCCAUCGUAUCCAAUCUCCAACCCUCGUUUCCGAGGGCCAAGAAGACGAGGCCCCCCCGAGGAGCACAACCGUCCCGCCGCGCCUUAUUCCCGGCCCCGCUGGUGCCGUUCAAGCCGCCAUGCACCGGAAAUCCGCCACCGCGGCCGGUGCCGCAGCCAGGGCACCUGGAAGCGCUUCUUGUUGGGAGGACCUGGACCAGGAUGGUGGGAUGUUGGAUAUGGAUGAGGAAGAUGGGGAUUUCAAGCUUAACCCUUGGCUCUGCGCCAUGGAAUUUCUUGGAUCAGGGGCAGGCUGUUCUUUGGUGUCGCCGAUCAGUUCGAUUAUGAUGCGGUCUGUGGAGCGAGUACCUCAGGUGGUAGGCAUUAUCAAAUCCUGCACUCCAAAUGGGCUUGGUGAUCUAUCUUUAACUCUGAAGGAUCCAACAGGCACGAUUGGUGCUUCAGUCCAUCGGAAGGUCCUCACAGAGAGCAACCUUGGCAGUGAGAUAUCUGUUGGAUGUGUACUCAUCCUGGAGCAGGUAGUUGCCUUCUGCCCAGCUCAUGCAAUGCGUUAUCUCAAUGUGACAAUGAACAAUGUGGUGAAGCUAAUCAAUAAGGACUGUGGCCCCCCUCAUAAGCAAGUGAUGCCUUCAUUUACAGAACUCUUAUCAAGGCAUGGGAUUGAAAGUUCUGCUGACGAGGAAGUAACAAGGGAUUUGAAUUGUGAAAAGAUGAUGAAUAGCCGAAAGACAGGCACUGCUGAAAACCUGCCAUGUAGCACUAGUGCCACUGCCACGACCACACAAAUGUCUUCCAGACCUGGCUUUUGCCUUGGAAGGGGCGUGGAAAUUGGGCUGAGGGCAGCAGCAAUAAAGCCAUCUCCUAGGGAUGGAGGUGAAAAUACUGCUGCUGAGGAAGUGAGAGGAAAUUUCAACUGCAGAAUGAUGAUGGAUAGUAGAAUGACAGGUCUUGCUGGAAACAUGCCAUGCAGCACCAGUGCUGCAGCGGCCAUGGCAGUUAUACCUGCCAAGCCUGACCCGAAAACAAAUGGACCUAAAAACCUGAUUUCAAGAGUUUCAGUUGCAGAGUGGACUGAUGAACAACUGCUGGAGUUAUUUGCUGAUUAUCAAGAUGAUGCUCAAUUACUUCAUCCCUGUAUUUGACACAUGCAAGCCACUGGUUUGACCUUAUUGCAUCAAGACUUUGGGGAGAGCUAAUGUGGUGGAGGGAGAAGCAUCCAUCCGGUCAUCGGGACGCCAUGAGAAGACCUGCAAGAAAAGUCCACUCGAGGGGGUACUCUGGUAGAGGACCUUCUGAUGCUUAAGUCGGUUGAAGCUUGAGCAUAGUAAGAGAAAGAGUUCUAGUCUAAUAUGGCAUAAUAUAGCAUUAUGUGUGUAUACCUUUUAGGAUCCCCUUAUUACUUUUAUAUAGAGAGCUACCAGAGUAUAUUAUGUCUGAACCUAU
Molecule: messenger RNA, 1684 nt
Organism: Elaeis guineensis (African oil palm)
Lineage: Eukaryota; Viridiplantae; Streptophyta; Magnoliopsida; Arecales; Arecaceae
Source: RefSeq, a predicted model, not a curated record